Nomascus leucogenys (northern white-cheeked gibbon) is the source of this 1487-nucleotide messenger RNA. RefSeq names its product UPF0329 protein ECU05_1680/ECU11_0050-like. Lineage: Eukaryota; Metazoa; Chordata; Mammalia; Primates; Hylobatidae. The transcript is spliced from 2 exons. Bases 636 to 839 code for a protein of 67 amino acids. The record is from RefSeq and is a predicted model, not a curated record.
AUUCUCAGGCAGCUCUAAGGAGAAUUCUUAUCACAGUUCAAGUGAUUUCCAGAAGUUCCAGGGCUUCUGAGAGACCAUCAAGGGAACUUUAACAACUUGACAAAUGUCCUUGAAGUAAGAUGUCUCAUCUUUAGGGAAAAAUGGGGUUUGGAUUUCUGCUUAGGCAAAGUCUCCUGCAGUUCAUCCUUCUCUGUCCUCUUCUUGCUUCAGGCUUGGGGACCGUCCCUACUGUCCCCACUGUGGUGGCAAUCAUGACCUAAGGUAAAGCAAACUUGAAGUUCUAUCUGACAAGUUUAGGCAGUAAGAGAAGGAGGGAAAUUGGAGCAAAGCUCCCUCACUUUAUUGUUGAGAAACUGGCAUCUGGAAAGAAGAAGGAACUUGCCCAAAGUCAGUCAGCUGGGAUAAAAACCUGGGUGUCCUGAUCCUCAGUGCAGGGCGCUUUCUGCUCUGUAGCAAGGCAACAGGCAUCUUUGAGCCAGGCCCACAAACAGGCCCUUAUCUGGUGGUUGGAUCAUGAUCCUAGAUGAGGGAUCCCAUCCCAUUUUGCUUGGACAUGCUCUUAGGAAGAUAAAAACCGUGGAGAAACACUAGGCCAUUGACAAAUGAUCUGAGACAACUUUAGAAAACAAUGUGGGAUGGCUGGAAAGAGAAAGAAAGAGAGAGAAAGAAAGGAAAGAAAGAGGAAAGAAAGAAGGAAAGAAAGAAAGAAAGAAGGAAGGAAGGAAGGAAAGAAGGAAGGAAAGAAGGAAGGAAGGAAUAUAGUGUGUAUAAAUACUGCACUCAACAUUUUCCAAAUUCUUGCCAUUAUUUUUAAAAAGUUUAAUAGUUUGCAGAAAUAGAUACUCAAGCCAAAGUCUGUUUUAGAGAAACUUUCCAUGGAAAGUCAGAAUUUCUACCACUUCCUUUUCUAUCCACAUUUCCAGUGCAGAAGAAACUGAGAAACAGAGCUUUUUGAAGAGAGGACAGGGCCAUAGCCACAAGGGCCUUCUUGGGGGAUUAACGGGAGGUCAGUAGAAUUAAUAACCCUCCUUGGAUAAGUGCUACUGUUCUCACGUGGCUUCAGAUGCUAUCAACCUUAAAGAAAUGAUCUCAACAGAGAGGCUCAUUCUCUCCCAACUUCUACGGUAAAAUCCAGGAGUAUUUUCUCUGGGGAUCUGCCCACAGGACAAAGUCCAUAAAAGCAAAUCCUGUCUGGAUCAUGUGGUUAUCUGAAGCAUUAGCCAUCACCAGCACAACAAACGGGGCAGGGCUUUCCAAGGUGGGGCUGGUCAGAAGGGAAUCUUUGCUAAGAUUCCCACAGGCAGGGAAAGCGAAAUAGGGUUGAUGAGACCAGGGGAGACCUAAAAAAAGGCAGCUUUGUGUCUUCUAGCUCCAAAUAUACCUGCCUUUUAGCUCACACACUGUCCUGGAGUUCUCAGACCUUUAGGGGCCCUAACACAGUUCAGUAUAUACAGGGGUUCAAAAGGGACAGUGGCCAUUUGGGAGAC